This is a messenger RNA of Hydractinia symbiolongicarpus, 2089 nucleotides long. Its product is annotated as glutarate-semialdehyde dehydrogenase-like. NCBI's taxonomy places the organism in Eukaryota, Metazoa, Cnidaria, Hydrozoa, Anthoathecata, Hydractiniidae. The transcript is spliced from 3 exons. Gene Ontology annotation, molecular function: succinate-semialdehyde dehydrogenase (NAD+) activity. The record is from RefSeq and is a predicted model, not a curated record. Bases 16 to 1575 code for a protein of 519 amino acids.
UUUUCAAAUCAAAACAUGGCUGCCCUCUUUGUGUUAUGUUUGGCGUUGUUCCGUGUGUACUUCGUGUCCAGCGCUUUUUUAGAAGAAUAUUAUGCAAUCAAUAUGGCCGCAAAGCAAGCACUGGAGAAGAUCCGACUGUUCAAACAGAAAGCGUUUCUUCAUGGAAAAUGGUCUUUGGGAAUAAAAGAAAAAACCUUUCCUGUCUAUAGCCCAUCUUCUGGUGAGAUUAUUGCUAAUGUGUCUGAUUUGGAUGAAGAUGAUGUUAAUGGUGCAAUCAAAAGCGCUCAUAUUGCAUUUCAAACGUACAAGAAGUCAUCAUGUAAAUACAGAAGUGAGAUCUUGCGAAAGCUUGGUCAAAGCAUGCAGGAGAACGAGCAUGAUUUGGCCACCAUUAUGACAUUAGAAUGUGGAAAACCAAUCAGCGAGUCCGUGGGUGAAGUUAAAUAUGCGGCUUCGUUCUUGGAGUGGUAUUCGGAAGAAGCCAAACGCAUCAACGGAGACAUAUUGCCAAAUGCUGAAGCUAACACACGUAAGAUGAUUCUGAAACAGCCAGUUGGUGUUUGCGGUAUGAUAACUCCAUGGAACUUCCCCUUGGCCAUGAUAACCAGAAAAGUAGGCGCUGCCAUGGCUGCAGGUUGCACGUCAGUAAUUAAGCCGUCCGAAGAGACGCCGUUGUCGGCAUUAGCUUUCUGUCAACUUGUGGAGGAUUUGGAUGUACCCCCCGGUGUUGUGAAUGUAAUCACUUGUUCGCGAGAAAAUACAGUGAUGGCUGGUACAGCCUUGUGUACUAGCCCUUUGAUUAAAAAAAUAACUUUUACUGGUUCUACAAAAGUUGGCAAAUGGUUGCUGGAAAAGUCGGCACCUACCGUCAAAAAGGUUUCAAUGGAACUUGGAGGAAAUGCUCCAUUUAUCGUGUUCAAUUCUGCUGAUGCUAAAUUGGCAGCAUCCAAAGCCGUUGUGUCGCGUUUUCGCAAUUCGGGACAAACGUGUAUUUGCGCGGAGCGAAUAUUUGUUCAGGAGGGAAUUUACGAUGAAUUUAUGUCCGAGUUCACAAAAGCUGUCUCUAAGUUAAAGAUUGGCGAUCCGUUAGAGAAAGACACUACGCUUAGUACGUUAAUAAAUCAAGGUGCACUUGAGAAAGUUCUACAUCAUAUCAAAGAUGCUGAACAACACGGUGGUAAAAUUGUUCUUGGUGGUAAAUUAUCUGAUCGAGGAGGCCUGUUUUUUGAACCGACAAUAAUUGGAGAUUGCAAUGACGAAAUGCAGUGUGUAAAAGAAGAAACAUUUGGUCCUGUUGCCCCUGUGAUUAAAUUCAAAACAGAGCAGGAAAUAUUAGCUCUUGCAAAUACGGAAAACUCUGGUUUGGCUGGUUACUUUUUCUCAACUGAUUAUCAACAGAUUUGGAGAGUUGCAGAAGAAUUGGAAGUAGGGAUGGUUGGUGUAAACGAAGUUGCAAUUUCAAACGAAAUGAUCCCAUUUGGAGGUAUAAAAGAAUCAGGACUUGGAAGGGAAGGCUCCAUAUAUGGAAUCAGCGAUUAUUUGGAGCUGAAGUACGUCUGUCUUGGUGGGUUGUAGUAGUAAUUUAAUUAUUGACUUUUAAAACUUUAGAACUGUCCAUUGCAGCUUUUAAAGAAUUUUGAACAUCUUUUCUGAUACUCUUUAUUUUUUUAAGAUCUUCAGUGUCAUCAGUAUAAACGCUUUUCUAUAUCUUAAAGAUAUUUGAUUUAUUUAGCGAAUCCCAAUUUAGAAAUUGAUACAUAAGAGAGAGGUACACUUUUUAGUGUAACCGAGUUGAUAGUACUGGCUGAAAUUUAGGUCAAAACCUGAGUAACUGCUGAGCAACUCGUCAAGCUGAAAGUUUAACAACCUACUUAUAAAAAGGGAAAUUAUUAAAAAUAUGUUUAUUAUUAGUGUCAAGCUAAAAUUAGUCACACUUAUAUUUAGUGAAAAUCCUUCCCUAAGCAACUGAAAUGAAAUAUGAAAUAUUCUUGCAUACCUGGCAAAACUUAUUAAAAUGAAUGAUUUUUUGGAGCGAUGUUAUUUCUUUUACCUUGUAUAGAUUCCAAUUAGAAGAAAAAAUUAUUAAUUA